AUGUCGAACCCCCUCGAUACCGAUGCCGGCUCUGAGCUCUUCAACUCGUACGAGGCCGAGCUCAAGCUCGUCCAGGCCGACCUAUCGCAAAAGAUGGAGCAGAUCCCCGAGCUGACGGGUGAGCCGCGCAAGGCUGCCAUAAGUCAGGCCGAGCGCGCGCUGGAGGAAGCCGACGAACUGCUCGGCCAGAUGCGCCUUGAAAAGUCCAACAUCCCCACCUCGUCCCGCGGCAAGGUCAACCAGCGCUUCCGCAACUACGAGUCCGACGUCGACACCAGCCGUCGCAAGCUGAACGACCUCUCCUCGGACCGCUCUGCCCUCUUUGGCUCUCGCUACACCGAUGACCCGUCCGGCCCCUCCGAUAUUCACCUCGAGCAGCGCCAGCAACUGCUUUCCGGCACCGACCGCCUGGACCGCAGCACCCAGCGCCUCAAGGCCAGCCAGGCCCUCGCCAACGAGACCGAGGACAUUGGCGCCGGCACCCUGGCUGACCUGCACAGGCAGCGGGAGACGAUUCAGCACACCCAUGACCGGCUCAUGGAGAGCGAGGGCUACGUCGACCGCAGUGUCAAGACUCUGAGGGGCAUGGCCCGUAGGAUGGCUACGAACAGGAUAAUCACAAUCUCGAUCAUCACUGUUUUGGUUUUGUUGAUUCUGCUCGUCAUCUAUAGCAAGUUUAGGUAA
Messenger RNA from Akanthomyces muscarius, 684 nucleotides. RefSeq lists its product as uncharacterized. Lineage: Eukaryota; Fungi; Ascomycota; Sordariomycetes; Hypocreales; Cordycipitaceae. Gene Ontology annotation, biological process: retrograde transport, endosome to Golgi; macroautophagy; intracellular protein transport. Gene Ontology annotation, cellular component: ER to Golgi transport vesicle membrane; SNARE complex; late endosome membrane. The transcript is spliced from 3 exons. Gene Ontology annotation, molecular function: SNARE binding; SNAP receptor activity. Bases 1 to 684 code for a protein of 227 amino acids. The record is from RefSeq and is a predicted model, not a curated record.